AGCAGUUCGGUCCUUCUUUGAUCCAGCAGCUGUUGGACGACUUCCUGUUCAGAGCGUCUCGUAUCAUCCUGAGCAAUGACAGCUCAUCUAGCACUACAGCAUCUAUCCACGACUUUCACCCAAAGUGCAGUACGGUCAGCAGUCGUCUGGCGGCGUACGAGGUGCUGGUCAUGUUGGCUGACAGCUCUCUUACUAGCCUGCAGCUCAUCACUAAAGAACUGCUGUCCAUGCACCACCAGUCUGACCCGUCUCUCACCAAAGAGUUCGACUAUCUUCCUCCUGUAGACAGUCGCUCUGUGUCUGGGUUUGUGGGACUGAAGAACGGAGGUGCGACCUGCUAUAUGAAUGCAGUGUUCCAGCAGCUCUACAUGCAGCCUGGUUUGCCUGAGGCUGUCUUGUCAAUUGAAGAUGACAUUGAAAACCCAGAGGAGAGUGUGUUCUGUCAGGUACAGUCUCUGUUUGGUCACCUGAUGGAGAGCAAACUACAGUACUACAUACCUGAAAACUUCUGGAAGAUAUUUAAGAUGUGGAAUAAAGAAUUAUACGUGCGAGAACAGCAGGACGCUUAUGAGUUCUUCACCAGUCUGGUGGAUCAGCUUGAUGAACAUCUAAAG
This is a messenger RNA of Sinocyclocheilus anshuiensis, 614 nucleotides long. RefSeq names its product ubiquitin carboxyl-terminal hydrolase 24-like. The transcript is spliced from 6 exons. The record is from RefSeq and is a predicted model, not a curated record. Gene Ontology annotation, biological process: protein deubiquitination. The annotation marks the transcript as partial. NCBI's taxonomy places the organism in Eukaryota, Metazoa, Chordata, Actinopteri, Cypriniformes, Cyprinidae. Gene Ontology annotation, cellular component: cytosol; nucleus. Gene Ontology annotation, molecular function: cysteine-type deubiquitinase activity.